UUGUAGCCCUUAAGUCAUCAUUCAAGUUUUACAUAUUCUAGACAUUUUUCUCCGUCUCUUGCGGUUUAAAAGUUAUACGCGAAAAACAGAAGAGACCUCUUGAAUUUUAGAUCGAAAAUUAUACCUUUAACCACUUGCGGUGAAAAGACGUGCUACCCACGUCAACAUGCUUUUGUUACCGGAACGCCAGCGACGUGUUACGCACGUCGUUGAGCGAUUGUUGCAGAAAGAUAAAAGACGUGCGUGGCACGUCCACUGUUCAAUAAAAUUCUUUACCGAGGCACAGUUUCUGCUUGCUCUUCAUCGUGUAAAGUUAUCAGUAUUGACCCCAGACUAUAAAAUGGAAAGUGAUAGCGAAGCCAGUGAUAUUAUUUCUAUAAAUAAACGGAGAAGACAAGACAAUGUAGAGUCUGACAGUGAUUUAGAACAAAUUGUUUUUCCAAGUCGGAAUCGGCGUAGAAUUCUAUCGGACGACGAGGAAGAUGUUCAGAAUGAGAAUAGAGAAAGGAAUGUUUCAUCCCAGGAAUGGAUUUGGAAAGACGCGGAAAAUAUAACGCAAUAUUGAUACAGAUGUAAUUUUAUCCUUCUGCCUCUCUAUAUUCUCUUCGUGAACCCUCCCGCUGAACGCUGCCUGAAUGCGCCGCGAAGUGAUUCCCGCUCGAUUGUUUUGCUACGCGCAACCGAGAAUCUCUUUGCACCGCAAGUGGUUAAAGGGUGAAAGGGUACGAAUAUGCAUACUUUUAUUCAUACCUCGAGUCACCCUACAUACCCAUAAAAGUUCAUCCAAAUCGAGGAGUUCAGGCUCGCGUUGUUUCCCUGUAAAUGUGAAUCUUAUGAGUC
Messenger RNA from Dinoponera quadriceps, 840 nucleotides. RefSeq lists its product as uncharacterized. Lineage: Eukaryota; Metazoa; Arthropoda; Insecta; Hymenoptera; Formicidae. The record is from RefSeq and is a predicted model, not a curated record. Bases 167 to 565 code for a protein of 132 amino acids. The transcript is spliced from 2 exons.